Oncorhynchus mykiss (rainbow trout) is the source of this 2189-nucleotide messenger RNA. The record is from RefSeq and is a predicted model, not a curated record. Lineage: Eukaryota; Metazoa; Chordata; Actinopteri; Salmoniformes; Salmonidae.
UGAGUGUAGGAGACAGGGAGAGGGGGAUGGGCUUGCUGUACCCAAAGAGGGCAACAUCAUGACAAAAGGGAGUAGGCAAACGCAGGUCGGGGACAGGCGAGAGUUCAUAUACCAGGUCAGAGUCCAAACAGUACAAGGGGAUAGGCAGGCUGGUAGUCAGAACAGGCAGGCGGGUUCAGAGUCUGGACAGUUAAGGGUUGAAACCAGGAGGACUAGAAACGUACAGAAACUGGGGGAAAAUGGAGCAAGGAAAACCACUGGUUGACUUGGAAAACAAGACGAACUGGCACAGAGAGACAGGAAACACAGGGAUAUAUACAACGGGGAUAAUAGGAGGGGGUGGAGAUAAUCACAAGGACAGGGAGACUUUGAGGUCAAGGUGGACUUGGCAAGUGACACACUACGAGAUCUGAGACAGAAGCUCUCUGAUGAAAGUGGAAUCCCAGCACAUGUCCUCCAUUACAAACGUGAACGCGGUGGAGUUGGACAGACUUUGCUAGAUUGUGGAAUCAAUAAGGAGUCAACUGUGGGCUUUUCUCUGUCCUCCUUCCCUGAUGAGCGUCCAGACAUUAAGGAAUUCUACUUCAAUGAUGUCGUACCCUCAGUGCAACAAUCCCAGAAAGGACUCAGUGCUUUCUUUUCUUCACUUUAUGCCAUUAACGAUAAACAUUAUGGAGAGGGAAUGAACAAAGUGAUUGCAUACAUUCGAAAGCUCAGUGGGUGCAAUCCUCUGGCCCAGAGUCUGCAUCAGCUGUUGUGCAGAAAGGAGGUUGGAACAACGACCCAGAAGGUUGCUAUCGUUGAAGGAUUGUACAAUCUCUUCAGAGAGCUGUUGCCAAGCCUCCAGAAAAGAAGAGGUGACAAAAUCAUUGAAGACUCAGAUGUUUUUGAGAAUGCACCAGUGUGCUGGGCCUACCUGUUAUCUGAAGCAAAGAAAGAGAGUUCACAACAUGAGGUCUAUGCACCGAUAGUCUUGAACUCUCAACCUGGAGAACGUUUCUGCGACCCAGUUCGAGUUCCUGGGUUACCAGAUGUCUUUGAGAGAGAGUAUGUUCUGCAGAAAAUCAAAGAUGGAGAGAAAAUCCCAAACUGCUCUGUGGAGAUCCUGACAGAGACUUCAAUGUCUAGAGCCUCUGAUGUUGAAAAGAUUUUACUCAGCCUGCCUCCAUCCAUCAAGACGUUCCCUGUUUGGAUUUCGUAUGGACGUGUAACUGGUCAAAACUUUCAGAUCAAUCUAGAUGGGACAUUUACAGAGAUGACUAAAGAAUUGAAAGCAUACCCUCAUCUGACGGUCACUCCACCACUGCUGUUGAAGGAUUUAGGAGUGGAUGGGCCACGUCUCGUUCUUUUGAAAGAAGAUAACCUUGGUGUUUACAUCGGUAAACAAAAAGGAUCUCCUCAGGAUAUCAAGGUUUUUGAUUGCUUAGCUGGGAAAUGCAAAACGUUUAAUGUGGACGAGUUGGCUCAUGAAAUGAGAGACACCAGGAGUGACCAGACAUUCAUGACCAGCAGGACACCAGAAGAGGCCAUACUGGUGCUAGUGGAUUCAAGCUCCUCCAUGAAUGAGACAUGCUAUGAUUCCGAUGACAACAUGACACGGUUGGAUGCUGUUAAACAGCUCUUUGAUAACUUUGCAACUAGAAGCAUGGCGUACAAUUUUCAUCAUGUCAUUGGCUUGGUGAAGUUUGACUCAUCAGUUAAAACUCUCCACACAUUUACAGAGAAUUUGGAGACCUUUAAGGUAAAUAUAUUUUAUAAUUUUAUGAAGGCAAAAUGGCAAAUUGGUUAAACUCUCCUCUGUGGUUUGCCGCUUGCAAACAAAAAUAUAAACGCAACAUGCAACAAUUUCAAAGAUUUUACUGAGUUACAGUUCAUAUAAGGAAAUCAGUCAAAUGAAAAAAAAACAUUUAUAAGUCACACCAGAUACUGACUGGUUUUCUGAUCCACACCCCCUUUUUUUUUUUAAACAGUUGAAUAUUUGUAUUCCAUAGAUUAGGGCCUAAUGAAUUUAUUUCAAUUGACUUAUUUCCAAAUCCUUGAAUUUGUCACAUGUUGAAUUUAUAUUUUUGUUCAGUAUACGAACAUCACAUAAUAUUAGCAUUUUAAGUAAACAUUUUUGGCACUUACAGGAACACGUACACAGUCUGGAGGCCAAUGGAUGCACUGUGCUGUAUGAUGCCUUGAAACGU